Penicillium hordei is the source of this 816-nucleotide messenger RNA. RefSeq lists its product as uncharacterized. NCBI's taxonomy places the organism in Eukaryota, Fungi, Ascomycota, Eurotiomycetes, Eurotiales, Aspergillaceae. The coding region runs from base 1 to 816 and encodes 271 amino acids. The record is from RefSeq and is a predicted model, not a curated record. The transcript has a single exon.
AUGUCGCUAGUACUGCCCUUGGCGAUAUGCGGCAUGUCAACUAUUGAAGGGGCAAUGGCAGCCUGCUCAGAUGGACUUGUGAACGUUGUCUUCAACGGACCCUCCAACUCGGCCCAGUUCCCUCAGAAGUUCUCUCAGAUGCCUGGCGCUUCCAACUGGCUUACGUUCAAGUUUGGAACCGAGCCUAAGCAGAUUCCAAUGAUCGGAAACGACAGGGCGGCUGUCAAGAAGGCCAUCGAUGCGGUCAACGGCCCAAAUCCGCCAGACUACCUGCUCACAUUCAACGAGCCUGACCAUGAUUAUACUACCGGCAAGGUGAUUUUGACUCCACAUAACGCCUCUGUUCUCAUCAAACCGUUGUUAGAGUCACCUGGAAAGCAUACAAAAUUCAUCGCACCGGUGCCAGCCGCCCAAAUGAGCUCCUGGCUUGAUAAUUUCUUCAAAGAAUGUCAAUGCAAAGACUCCUUCGCUGCAUACAAUGUUCAUAUAUAUCGAGGAAAUGUCGAGGAUGCUAAAGCCGAGAUAAAUGCUUUCCACGACAAGUUCAACGAUAAGCCUUUGUGGAUUACCGAGAUUGGACCGGGAAAUAGAACGACAGCUUGCCCGAAUCCGCCGCCCUGGAACCAAACGAUCAAGUUCAUGCAAGAAAUUUACGCCUGGGGACAGUCAAAAGAAUGGAUUCACAAAAUCUUUUGGAACACUGGCAAUCAGAUCACCAGCCAUGUAGACAACAAUGUGUGCAACUCUUAUCUACUUGAUGGCAAUGAUAAGCCAACACCACUGCUGAAUCCUUUCAAUCACUUGACUUGUUCGUGA